Molecule: messenger RNA, 717 nt
Organism: Closterium sp. Naga37s-1
Lineage: Eukaryota; Viridiplantae; Streptophyta; Zygnematophyceae; Desmidiales; Closteriaceae
Source: the annotation of a GenBank genome assembly
AUGAUGAGUACGAUAGCUCGUGGGUUGCCAACACCUCGACCACCUGACACGGGCGCGAGCACAUUCGCACCUGGAAGCAGCGGGAGGCGCAUGGCUGGUGAGCGCGAGGCGUGCGCGGCAGGGGAGGCAGCGAUGAGGGCGGUGCAGGCGGUGAGGGGCGAGGUGGCAGCGCUGCAGCGGCAAGUCGCGUCCGUGCGGGAGGUGGCAGCGCUGCAGCACAGCCUGGCGGACGAGGUGACCGCGCUGCGGGGGGAGGUAGCAGCGGCGUGGGAAGUGGCAGCAAUGGGGAGGAGCGAGGUGCAGCGGCUGACGGGCGAGGUGGCGGACUUGAAGAGAGACCUGGCGGCCGUGAAGGCGGUGCUUUGCAGCAAGGAUGAAGACAAAAGGGACAUGUGGCACGUGAGUGCAAGCUUACCCGUCACGUCCUCCUCUUUAACCUCUUACCCUGCAUUCUCUUUCCCUGCGUUCCCUCUUACCCUGCAUUCUCUUUCCCUGCGUUCCCUCUUACCCUGCAUUCUCUUACCCUGCGUUCUCUCUUACCCUGCGUUCUCUCUUACCCUGCGUUCUCUCUUACCCUGCGUUCUCUCUUACCCUGCGUUCUCUCUUACCCUGCGUUCUCUCUUACCCUGCGUUCUCUCUUACCCUGCGUUCUCUCUUACCCUGCGUUCUUACUCUGCGUUCCCUCUUACCCCGCAGCAUCGGAGCAGACGAAGCUAG